Messenger RNA from Cyphellophora attinorum, 423 nucleotides. Its product is annotated as 60S ribosomal protein L23-B. NCBI's taxonomy places the organism in Eukaryota, Fungi, Ascomycota, Eurotiomycetes, Chaetothyriales, Cyphellophoraceae. The transcript is spliced from 4 exons. Gene Ontology annotation, molecular function: structural constituent of ribosome; large ribosomal subunit rRNA binding. Gene Ontology annotation, cellular component: cytosolic large ribosomal subunit; ribosome. The record is from RefSeq and is a predicted model, not a curated record. Gene Ontology annotation, biological process: translation. Bases 1 to 423 code for a protein of 140 amino acids.
AUGGCUUCAAAGAGAGGUCGUGGUGCCUCUGGCAACAAGCUCAAGAUGACUCUCGGUCUACCAGUCGGAGCCGUGAUGUCCUGCGCUGACAAUUCGGGUGCCCGAAAUCUCUACAUUAUCUCAGUCAAAGGCAUCGGUGCCCGUCUCAACAGACUCCCCGCGGCUGGUGUAGGCGAUAUGGUCAUGGCCACAGUCAAGAAAGGAAAGCCGGAGUUGAGGAAGAAAGUCAUGCCUGCGGUCAUCGUCAGACAAUCAAAGCCUUGGAGGCGGCUGGACGGUGUCUAUCUCUACUUCGAAGACAACGCUGGAGUGAUUGUGAAUCCCAAGGGUGAAAUGAAAGGCUCUGCGAUAACGGGUCCGGUCGGAAAGGAGGCUGCAGAGCUCUGGCCCAGAAUAGCCAGCAACAGCGGCGUGGUGAUGUGA